AUGAACAAAUCUAUUUUCUUUAAAAUAAUCAUAUUUUUCUCUUUAUUCAGUUUUUCAAAUUGCAUAAUAACAGAUUAUGUAUUUUCUAUUGGCCAUAAUUUAAACUCCCCAGUUGAUAUUCCUCGUGCUGCCGUUCCUACUUUCGACAAUCCAUUGAAUGAAAAUAUUGGUCAUCUCCCAUCAAGUGUAUAUAAUAUUACACUUUCCACAUUUUAUUUAAAUAACAUUGUGUCUCUCUCAACAAACAAUCAAUUUGGUGCCUUGUUCCAUUAUAAUAAUUUAAAUGCUUUAUUUACCAAAAUGAAUAACAUAACCAAAGUAAAUCUAAAUAAAGCCUAUAAUGAUAUCAAUGCUAUUGGAAAGUUUUCAACUUUAAAUCAAAUAACUAUCAUUCAAAUUAGAGAAUAUUGGCUAAAUGCCCAAUCAAAUUAUCAUAUUCUCCAAAAUACUAUAACCUCAUUAAUCAUUUCUAUUCAACAAACAAAAAAUAAUUUGCUCGUAAACUCUCCAAAUUCUAAUUUAUAUAAUAUUGUAUUAAAUAAUUACGAGAUCUCUAUUAAUGGAUUAAUACAACUAAAUUCAACAUUUCAAAAUAUUAAAACUACUCUUGAUAUUACUUAUUCAGCCUUUAGUUUAAUACUACAACAAAACCUAGAGUAUAAUCAAAGUCCUUUCAAUGAAGCAUAUUACAUAACAAAAUUAAAUGAAGGAUUAAAGGAAUUAUUGAAAAGUUUCAACAGUUUUUAUCUUCAAUCAUUUUUAUUGUGUAGAUUAAUAUAA
Molecule: messenger RNA, 780 nt
Organism: Dictyostelium discoideum AX4
Lineage: Eukaryota; Evosea; Eumycetozoa; Dictyosteliales; Dictyosteliaceae
Exons: 1
Coding region: 1-780 (259 amino acids)
Source: RefSeq, a predicted model, not a curated record